This is a messenger RNA of Lottia gigantea (owl limpet), 833 nucleotides long. RefSeq lists its product as hypothetical. The coding region runs from base 13 to 507 and encodes 164 amino acids. The transcript is spliced from 5 exons. The record is from RefSeq and is a predicted model, not a curated record. NCBI's taxonomy places the organism in Eukaryota, Metazoa, Mollusca, Gastropoda, Lottiidae. Gene Ontology annotation, biological process: protein folding; protein peptidyl-prolyl isomerization. Gene Ontology annotation, molecular function: peptidyl-prolyl cis-trans isomerase activity.
UCUACCUCCAAUAUGCCUAAUUCGUUCUGUUAUUUUGACAUGGAAAUUGGUGGCAGGGCUGCCGGAAGAAUUGUUUUUGAGCUGUUUACAGAUGCUGUACCCAAGACAGUAGAGAAUUUCCUAGCAUUAUGUACCCAUGCUAAAGGUUUUGGAUAUAAAGGUUCUAUAUUUCACCGAAUUAUUCCCGGAUUCAUGCUUCAAGGAGGAGAUUUUGAUAAAGGCAAUGGUACCGGUGGGAAAAGUAUUUAUGGUCUGCGGUUUGCAGAUGAAAAUUUUUCCCAUUCCCAUACUAAACCAGGCAUGUUAUCAAUGGCAAAUGCUGGAAGAAAUACCAAUGGAUCCCAAUUUUUUAUAACCACCGUCAAAACUUCUUGGUUAGACGGUAAACAUGUUGUAUUCGGGCAAGUGUAUACUGGUAUGGACGUAGUGAGAACUAUAGAACAUAUAGGAUCUGAAACUGGAGUACCCUUACAAACUGUCCGUGUACGCGAUUGUGGUGUUUGUUGAUCAAUCAUACAAUCACAAUUUUUGUAACUUUCGGGGGCACCAGGGCCUCUAGAAAAAAACAGAGGGGCAAAACAUAUAGCAUUGCAGUCUUCUAAUUACCCUGCAUCUGUCAAUGAAAUUUGUUGCCUGUGCCCCUGGGCACUUUUCACAUCCCAAAUAAUACUAUUAUAAGUUAUAUCCAACAUUGAACAUAUCCCAUGAAAAACAAAUUAAUGUGGACGCAAUGCACUAUUUCCCUAUUUGGCGUUUUAUCUUAUUUCUACUGCAUUUACCACCUGAAGGACAUAUACACAAAACGCUACACUCUACCUCUUUACACUAUAUUU